AGGACACGCAUGCGCAGAGGGGGGUCCCUUUCCUCCCAUUCAUAAAAUAGCCAUUUUCCCAGGCAGCAGUUGUUGCAACAUCGAAGCGAAGCAGGGGGAAGCUACUGCUGCUGACAGCACAGCACUUGCAGGUCCUUCUCAGAGACCCAUGGUGUUUCGUGCCAGGGAUUUGCAGGUCCAGCCCCUUGAUCUGUCUCGGAUUUAGGAUUAACUCGCCUGCUGAGAGAUGGUCUUGCCUGAACUGUUUAAAGACACUUAAAGCAGUUUUGUCCCCCGAGUGGUGAAGGACACUCUGACCAAUGGAGCCCCGGAUUCCCCACAACAUAACUGUGGUCCCAAACUCCGUCAUGGUACAGCCGUUACUGGACAGUCGGAUCCCAUAUGGGAGGCUGCAGCAUCCGCUCACCAUCCUGCCUAUUGACCAGAUGAAGAUUACUCACGUUGAGAAUGACUACACCGACAAUCCCAGCCUUGCCCAGCUGGCAGCACAGAAGCGCCCCCGAGGCCACCAUGAACCCGCGCUGAUCAGCCAGCACCUGCAGAGAUGUGAGCAGGAUGUCACCCACCCCUGGAUCUCUUUCAGUGGGCGGCCCAGCUCCAUCAGCAGCAGCAGCAGCACGUCUUCUGACCAAAGGCUCUUGGAUCACAUGGUGCCGGCUCCCGUGGUGGAUCAGUCCUCCCCGAGAGCGGUCCGGAUACAGCCCAAGGUGAUUAAUUGCAAACCCAUGGAUCUGAAGGGACCCAUGUCUCAGGAGCUUGACAAGCACUUUUUACUGUGUGAAGCCUGUGGGAAAUGCAAGUGCAAGGAGUGUGCCCUGCCGAGGACUUUGCCUUCUUGCUGGGUGUGCAACCAGGAGUGUCUCUGCUCUGCACAGAACCUGGUCAAUUACUCCACGUGCAUGUGCCUGGUGAAGGGAGUCUUCUACCACUGCACUAACGAGGAUGACGAGGGUUCCUGUGCAGACCACCCCUGCUCCUGCUCCCAUUCGAACUGCUGUGCCCGCUGGUCUUUCAUGGGUGCCCUCUCUCUGGUCCUGCCUUGCUUGCUGUGCUACUUGCCAGCCACCGGCUGCGUGAAACUAUCCCAGAGAUGCUAUGACCAAGUGAGCCGGCCCGGAUGUAGAUGUAAAAACACAAACAGUGUCAUCUGCAAGGUGGCGCUGGAUGGCAAAGCAAGCAGGCCAGAAAAGCCUUUCUGACCAUUUUGGGGGGUGGGGGUGGAGGGAGCAGGGGGAUAUGCGAAAGGUGGAAGAGACACCAAAGGGAAGGUUAUAACCUGUGUUCUGAGGAUAACAUGUGUUAGCCUUUUGCCAUCAACAGAGAAAGCCGAAGUCACUAUUUCCAUAAACUGAAGCACUUUGGGUUAUUCAGGGUUUUGGAAUUGAUUAUCUAAAGUUAAACAGAGGGGGGCCAAUGGAGGAGGAUUCUUAAUACUUUACAGAGCCCAGGCCGAAAACCAACAUAGACCACAGAGUACAGCUGCUUAAAAAGUCUUUUCACCAUCUGGUUCAUAGUGCUGGCUGCUCGCUGUGCCUACAUCCAGCAAGAAUAAUUAACUAUUAGCUUGGCAGGCACAUCAGCAGAAGCAAUAUUCAUUUUCAUUCACAAAAGAAUAGUGGAUUCAGAGUAGGGUGGGUUUUCUUCCUUUUUCAACUCUGAUUGGUGACCAGCAGCUGUUGAAGGUAAAGGGUUAACCUUUUUCUCUCCACUUGACUAUUAAAAGCGCCAGUUGAGUACAAAGUAAAUGUUUUCCCAAAGCGUUUUCCUUCCCCCUUCCAGAACAGAUUUUGAAGCAGAAAUAACGUUUUUCAAAUCACUUUCUAUAACUGUCAUUGCUAUUUAGAUAUAUUUCUAUUCCUACCCCACCCGUCACGUUCCCCUUUUGAUGCCGAUUUUAUUUUCUGACCGAGGUAGUGAUGGAAUCUCUCCCCCUCACCUCGCCUCAAUAAGAGGACUAUGGGCAUAAUGUGUUCUUCCCGACUCCCCUCCCCCCCAUGUCAAUUUCUUUUGAAAUUUUACUUUGUCACUUUGCUAGUGAGCCUAAGUCUGUAGCCUCAGAUGUCACAUUUAGUAGAUUUUAAAAAUGUAUUAUUACAUCAAUAGUAAAACUUUUUCCAAGGGGCUUUGAAUGAAUGUGACUUCUGUAGUGUUAUUUCUUGCUCAGCAAAUGCUGAUGUAGAAGUCCCACUAAGCUGAGAAAUUUAAUCCCCCCUCCCUUCUCAAACUGUAGUAGCAAGGUCAAGAAAAACUGAGCACAAUACACAUGUACAUAUUUUUUUUAAUGAAUAUCAAUCCAAUACCUGUUCUCAUGGAACAAGGCUCUUCGGAUCUACUUUGCUGAUAAUAUUAAGGACACUUUUUUUGGCAGAAUGACAUUUGCUUGAAGUAUUUUUUUUCCCCUUCAUUUCUAUUGCUGCUGCUCAUCUUUUGCCUUUUCUGUAUAAUAGUGUGUCUUUUUGUAAAGUGUAAAUAGAGAAAUUAAAAAGUGUUUAUUUUAGUGUUAAUGAGUACUGGGGGGAAGUCAAGGGUGCAUAUUUAUGGAACCUUGCCCUUGGUUUUCAGUAGCUGAUGAUCAUAGGCUUUGUCUGUGCACUCGUACAAGAGCCAAGUCUGCACUUCCUUAUGCUGCAGUAACCCCUUUCACUUGACAACUGCAAGGUGCUAAACAAAAAACCGUUGUCCUAACAUGCAACAAAUCAAAUAGAUAGGUACUUGUUGCAUGCUGAAAGCUGAUCUAAUCUGUGUGUGUAUUUUUUUUAAUUAGAGAAAAUGUACUCCGUAAAUGCACAGCAAUGACAGAGAAAUGCCAUCUUUAAUUAGAUAAGCAAUAGGCAAAGCUUAUGUAGCAUUUUCCAGAAAUUACAUUUGCUUAGUUGUGAUACAAUUGCUGUUUUGUUUUUUCAAAAUGUACUGAUUGGAGCUUUUUUUUAUUUUUUACUUAAGAAUUUAUU
Mauremys reevesii (Reeves's turtle) is the source of this 2951-nucleotide messenger RNA. RefSeq names its product sprouty RTK signaling antagonist 4 (gene SPRY4). Gene Ontology annotation, cellular component: membrane; cytosol. Gene Ontology annotation, biological process: negative regulation of Ras protein signal transduction; negative regulation of fibroblast growth factor receptor signaling pathway; animal organ development. The transcript has 2 exons. Lineage: Eukaryota; Metazoa; Chordata; Testudines; Geoemydidae. The coding region runs from base 300 to 1199 and encodes 299 amino acids. The record is from RefSeq and is a predicted model, not a curated record.